Molecule: messenger RNA, 3414 nt
Organism: Bombus pascuorum
Lineage: Eukaryota; Metazoa; Arthropoda; Insecta; Hymenoptera; Apidae
Exons: 8
Coding region: 461-2470 (669 amino acids)
Biological process (GO): triglyceride biosynthetic process
Cellular component (GO): plasma membrane
Molecular function (GO): diacylglycerol O-acyltransferase activity; long-chain-alcohol O-fatty-acyltransferase activity
Source: RefSeq, a predicted model, not a curated record
GUACUCUUCUCGCGAUUCCUGAACGUCGAUCAAAGGCCGAAAGAUCCAGCGAUUAUUACGACUGGCCGCCUAUAAUUAAACAUACCCGUGAUUGGAUUUGGCGGUAUGGGCGACGAUAAAUUACGAUUCCCCGGCAAAUGUCACGGAUCCCCGAGGAUUCCCGGGGACGAGGGGAACGCGACGAGCCCGAGGACAGUGGCUUCGCAAUAUCAUCGGGCUACCGUCUGGCUGGCCUUUUGCAAACGAGGUCGAGGGUCAUGUCUUCGAGACAUAAUCGUCCAUAGAGAGCGGAGUCAACAUAGGACCGUGGAUUCUCGAGCACGCGACCAUUUUUACAAUUACCAGCGAAAUUUAUUAUAAUUGAGAGUUAAAUUGAUCUUAAAGUGGUGUCGAUACGCUUCCGGUUUUGGUUCCUUAUUGGAAGGAAGUUGGAAGAGUGCAGAGAUUAUCGCAGAGGAUCAUGGCGACGUUCCAUCUUUUGGACAUCCUUGGAAUUUCAUUGCUGUUGCACUUGAGCUUUAGUAUAUUGCUACUGGUCAUUUUGGUGCCUUUUAUGCUACUCGUUUAUCCGGUGUUAAAAUGGUUAAGAAAGGGUUGGAUACGUUUCGUAAAAUGGAAAUAUCCAAACGUGGUCGUGGUGGAAGAGAACAACAUUCGAACAAUCCUGGACCAAUUUCGAAAUCACGGGAUUUGUACUUUGCUGAUUCAAAGUCGCUCGAUCGCGGAAGGUAUUCGCGGCCACUUGCUACAUCUGACUACAUCCAGAAGAUUUCUUCGCGCAGGAUUAUCUACGAGAUGGGGUCUCUACGUAUGGAAGGAUCUUGAUUAUUUCUCCGUGGAUAAUCACUUGUUGAAUUCACCGUGUUCCUUCAGAGGUCGACCCAUCACAGAGUUCAACAUUCAGGACUAUGUGAGCGAUCUCACGUCGAAAUUCUUUCCAUUCGGACAACCACCGUGGCAGGUGCACGUAAUAAACUGUCUUCUUCGUGGAGAGGAGUACCAAAUCUGUCUGGUGAGAGUUCAUCAUCUGCUCCUUCAACAAGAACACCUAGCGUUGGCCGACUUCCUUCCAUUGAGAUAUUCCACCGACAGUUGGGCGUGUCAGGAAGCGGACUCUCCCUUCACGAAUCUUUACUCAGAGCCAUCGGCGCUUCCAAAACUUUAUCAGAAACUCACGGAGAGCUUCAGUAAUUAUUGGAACGAAUUUUUAUACAAUAACGAUUCAAACGAGAGACCAGAAAUCCUAAAGAAGCAGAUUGGUAUUUUUCAAUGCUUGAAAAUCGCUGUCAUCGUUUUAGUUUCUUCGGUGAAAGAGAUGACAAGACAGUACAGGAAAGGAGAGGGACCCAGAUUUUUCGACAUUCUCUCUAUCUUACAGCGAGAAGCCGGUAAACGAAACGUCGGUCAUACCGUCUUUUUACACGCUCUACUAAAAUCUCUGAACCCUCUGCAAUUCUUCCGCGAUGCCAUUCUAUGGUGUUGGUAUCUAGCAGUCGUUCUAACUCUGAAAACGCCGAUAUUACUUAUCCGAGAGUUACAAGCCCUGAAAUCACGUCACAAACAUUAUCAUUCGGAUACUCUGACCUCUAUGUUAUGGUGCUACGUUCCUUUAAUAUAUCAAGCCACUAUGGAAGUGGUUUCCAUCGCGUGGAUCGCUAUAAAGGCACCGAAGACAAUUUUCGAAGAAUUAUUUCUGAAGCAUCCGCAAGCCAAUCGACUUCAAAUUACGUCUCCUUGCGGACGAAAAGUAGUUGCUUGGUCAGAGGAGAUCAAACUCGAUGUUCUUCGAAAAAUCUCGUCUAUGACUGGAGCGACAGAGGCGGAAGUUUUGUUAGCCGCUACGGUAGAUUCUCUUAAGGAAUACUUUCGCCAUUCUGGCGUUAGAAUACCGGACGAUGUGCUCGCCACUGGCAAAUUUGUCGAACAGAGGGCCAUAUUUCUGCAGAAUCACCAAGCUAGAGGCAUUUUGUGUCUUGCGCUUCCUACAAAGACUCCGCUAUUCGAAGACGAUCUGGUGGAAAUCUUACAGGUUAUUCAGAAAAAUGUGCGCGAGGCAAGAGCAAAGCAAAGCGCGAUGUACGCCAUAACAGCAGCUGAAGAGUCUUGCGGAUUGAUUUCCUCCUGUUUGCCGUCGUUACUGCUCAAAGUGAUGUUAAAUCAGUUAACGAGAAGGUAUUCCCUCUCCUUGACACACGUCAACGGAGAUGUGCCCGUAGAAGGCGUGGACGCGAUGAUGUAUUGGCGACCCCCUCAAGGCAACUGCAAUAUGUCGAUAACCCUACACAGGUACGGAAGCGGUGUGCGGCUAGGUGUGAUGGGCGACGCGUUAAUUGGUCCUGAACACACCGUUAUCACGAGGACUUUCCCGAAAAGCAUGGAGAAUCUCGCGAACGUAGUCGGAGUUCCUAGAAUUCCCAGCAGAAACUCAACUCCGAGUCCAGUUAAUCCGAGCACUUCACCGGGACAUUAAAAAUGUAUGGAGGCUAUGUAGAAUAGGUCACAUGUUUGUCUCCUGAGAAGAUAAAUCUGCGCUUUUUUCUCGGAAAUCGUGCGAAACUCCGAGUUUGAAAUUGAAAGUGAAAUUGAACUGGAUACCGGACCUUUAGAGGAAGACUUGUAUGUAGAAUUUAUUAAUCCUGUCGAAUAAUAUUUAUAACUAUUUACGAUUGUCAUAUAUUUAAAAGAAAAAAAUUUCCAAUUUUUUUUUUGGAAAGAGAUAAGCGAGAAAUAACGAAAAAGAUUGUGCCGGUGAUAUUUGUUACUUUUUUAUAAAUUUGUGAUGCAACGUUAUUUCUGUCUCCGUCCUUUUUGAUAUUAUCUUUUUUUUCAGCCACAUUCGAAUAAAUAAAAAUAAUGUGUUUCUUUCAACAUAUUGUAAGUAUAUAUAUUUAUACAAAUAUACACAUUCGUAUCUAAUUUAUACAUACACUUUCAGCAAUUUAUAUUUUGCGGCAAUGCAUAAUACAUUAUGAAGAUUAAGAAAUUAAAUCUCCUUCUUAUUACUUGUUACAAUGGUUAAUAGUUUUUAAGUAUUAUACGUUACAACUGUUGACAGCAAAUAUUUCAUUUUUUUAACAACACAUUUCUUUCCACGAAUCGCAACUUUCGUUUUAGCCUGACUUUGUAUAAACAGUUCAACGUUAGGUAAGUUAAUUUGACAAUUUGAUUGCCAUCUUUGAGUGGUAUUUCAAAUUAAUCGAUAUAUUUAACGAGAAGAGUGUCAGAAUUUCAAAACUGUUUUAACGCUACAUUUAGAUCACUCCAAUUAAUAGUAAGCAACAUAACUAAACAAUAUUUGGCUAAAAAAUGAUAUAUAUCACGGCUAAAAAAUUAUUAUCUAAAUUUUAAAAGGAAAUAAAAUUUUCCAUCGUUAAUUAGGUUACUUCCUAUUUAAAAAUUUCUAUUUCAUACCAA